AUAUUGAACAGAACUAAACAGCUAGAAACGGUUCAAGGAAAUAUUGCGUAAAUGUAAACAAUGUCGUUCAGAAGUUUCUAUCGGAAAAUAUUUAUGAAGUUUAAUAGCUUAAAUAAGCAUGAUUUUUCCCGAAAAGCAUUUUAUUUUUCUGAAGUUAAUAAAGAUAGAAUCUGUUACCUCGGAGCUACUUUGGGUGCUGGUGUAACUUUGUUAAUAUUUAGCGAUAAACUUCAGAAAUUUGGUGCUAAAAGAGAUAUAGCAUUAGUUCGUGCCAAUCAACAAACAAAACCUUCUAAAGAUGAAGAUGUGCAAAUGUCUCAGUUAACCCAGAGAGAGAGAAGAUAUAUAAAAUUUGCAUCUGUUGAAUAUGAUGGGCAGCUUUAUAUGACACCUCAAGAUUUCUUAGAUUCGGUAACCGAUUCUGAUCCUCGACCUCGACUGAAACGUAAAGUGCUCUCUAAAAAGGAACUUCAUUCAUUAUAUGAUACUACUCCUCAUAGACGAAAAGGGUCUACUAGUUUGUUUCGAUCUUUGCAUGACAGAGGCAUCAUAUCAUAUACUGAAUACCUCUUUCUUCUUUCAGUACUGACAAAACCUCAAUCUGGCUUUCGUAUUGCUUUUAAUAUGUUUGAUACUGAUGGUAACCAAAGAGUUGACAAAAAAGAAUUUCUAGUGGUUCUGCAUCUUUUAGUUAAAUCAUUUUUUAAAAAAACUGCUGAAAAUCUAGGACUUUAUUCUGGUGUAUCUCCUAAUGUUCUGGAGAAAAUUUUUAGCACAGUUGCAAGAAAAGGAAAUAUGUUACGAAGAAAAGAUCGAUCUGGUAGCGAUGAUGAUGCAGAUUUUGAUACUGUGGAUACAACUUUAUUGAUUCAUUUGUUUGGAAAAAAAGGAAAUGAAGACCUCAGUUAUGAUGAUUUUUAUAGGUUUAUGGACAACCUUCAAACUGAGGUACUUGAAUUAGAAUUUACUGAGUUUUCCAGAGGAAUGCCUACUAUUUCUGAAGUUGAUUUUGCACGAAUUUUGCUACGCUAUACUCUUGUGCACAGUAGUGAUUAUGAAGCUUAUAUUGAACGUGUUCAUGAGCGUAUUCCUGAUGAAAAGGGUAUUUCUUUUUCCCAAUUUAAAGCAUUUUGUCAGUUUUUGAACAACUUAGAUGAUUUCUCUAUUGCCAUGAGGAUGUUUACUUUUGCAAAUAGGCCUAUAUCUCAAGAGGAAUUUCAUCGUGCUGUUGCCAUAUGUACUGGACAUAGUCUGGAUGCAAAUUUAGUAAAUGCUGUAUUUCAAAUCUUUGAUGAAGAUGGUGAUGGACAACUGUCUUAUAAAGAAUUCAUAGCAAUAAUGAGAGACAGGCUGCAUAGAGGUUUCAAGUCUCAUUUGGUAAAGACUGAAGGUUGGGAAGCAUUUAAAUCAUGCAUAAAGACUGAGAUGAGAAAUUAAGUGGAAGACUUGGAUUACAGAAGUAUAGAUGAAUGGUUUUUUAGGGAAAAUAAAGUAAGUGACAAUUAUAUUGAGAACUCUCAAUAUGUAUAAUAAAUAAAUAAUAAUGGAUACUUCAUGAAAAGUCAAAAAAAAGAUGUCACUUACCUUGUUUUUCUAUAAAAUCAGAGAAAUAGUGAUUUAAGUGCAAUUAACAUUUAUUCCUGAAUUAUUGUCAAUAUUGUUAAAGCAAUAAUGUAGAUUAUAUUUAGUAUGUAGAAAUUUCUAAAAAUGUAAUAUACACAGCAAAGUAUAAAUUUAAAGCGUAUGUGCCUACAUAAUUUUUCAUCAAUUACGUAACAGUAGCUUAUAGCAUUUACUUAUUAACUGUUCAAAUUUCAUAUAAAACAGAGUUUCUAUAAAAUUUUUUGCAAUUUAUUACAAUGUGAUAGAUAAUACAUGAGAAUUUUUUGAAUUCCUUAAAUUGCAUUUUGUAUUUAUUUAAAAAUAUUUUUUCUUGGGUGCUCAGGGCACUAAUGAACUCCUUAGUGCAUACUUUAGAGGGUAAAGUGCAAUUAUGGAACACAAAUGGACAGGUACAAAAUAUCAUAUCAUAUAACCCAUUGUCAGCACUCAUUUUAAUUCUCAGGACACUAGAGAGUGUUUGUUAACAGGUGCAUAGUUUGGUUUAGGGACAAAAUCUUGUGGGCAAAAUUUCUCUUUCACAAAAACUCACGAGAUCAAUAUCUCAUGUGGGUGAAAUUUUGCUGGGUCGAAAUCUCAUGUGGACAUAAUAUCGUGUAUGCUGAUUUUUAUUAAUUUUUAAUGUGAAAUCUUUAAGAAAAACACCUCUCUCUCUCUUUUCUUGUGCUUAGGACCCACCUUGUCUUAAUUAGUGGUUAUUUUAUUCACUUAUUCAAAAAAAUUUUCUAAAUAUACAAAAUAAAGAAGAUACUUAUAAGCUCACAUUAUGAUUCUACUACGAAUUAUGUGCAAUUCCACGGAGGUAGCUCAUCAUUGUUCUGUUACCCUAAUCUUCAACAAUAUUUCAAAUUAUUGGUUUCAUGUCUUUAUAUCAUGUCAUUAAUUCUUUUAGUUUCACUUCUGCCUGCAAUCAAGUGUCCAAUUUUUACUUUCUUUAAAGACCAUUCUUUCUGAUGAAAUUGUAAGCAUUUUCAAAUACUAGAUGAUGAACUCCUAAUAACGAGCUAAAAUGCUAGCCUUCAAUAACACUGUAUGUACUUGGAAGUUCAUUUGCUACUUCUCAAAAACAAUUCCACAUUUUAAUUGGAAAACGGGCGUAGGCAUUGCCCAGUUUUUUUAGACCUACCAAUCUUUAUUUUCUUCGAGAUCUGAUACAGAUGCUGAAAAACGUUUUGUAAAUACAUCACUAUCUGAAAUAAAUUUGAAUCACAGCUGAAUGCAAUCUCAAUCACAUCUACUGAUACAAAUGCAAAUGCAGCUAACUUUCUUUAUUCCGAUGUAUAAUCCAGGUCAUUUGUGUAUCUGUUUGACAUUAUAAAAGAUCACAAGAUCAUGUAUAAUAAUAAAAGGCUUUUCCUAUAAAAUCUGCAGAAUAUAUAUGAUUUUAAUAAUAAAAGUUUUUUUUUCCAAGUAUUUGGUUGGAUCCACACAAGAUUUUGUUAUUUUGGCUAUAAAAUUUCGUCUCAACACCUAUAGUUUGUGACAAUGCUAAUUCACUAUAUUGAGGGUGCUGUGAAUGCACCAUUUUAGCACUCUUUCCACUCCUAAUAUCCACCACAGAACUGACAAACGACCUGCUUUUGCUCUGUUGUUGGGGUAACUGCUUCUUCUAGAACUUACUUUUUUGUAAAAGACUUUUUGUAAUGGCUUGCUUUGCAUUUAUUUUUUUCUGAAAUCAUGUCCUAACUAAUCAACAACUCACCACAGUUAUAAAUCCUGAUUUUGUUCUGCCCACUCAGUAAAGCCCUCCAGCAUCUUAAAAAUGAGUUCCAGGUUGUUUGGUGCUGGUCUUGUUCUGUUCUAUCUCUACCUAACAUUUGCCGCAGCAGUUUUGUCAUACCCUAUUUUACAAUAAUAAAUAUUUAACUAACAAAACAAUACCUUUUUAUACAUAGAUUGGCCAUUCUAUUCUAAAUUGAUAUGUGACCCAUCCUGCAUCAAUUUUAUUUUGGUUAAGUUAAGAUUGGUGGUAUACAAAUUCUUAAACUGCUAAUUGCAUUUUUACAAAGAAAGCACUUAAAACAUGAUUUUUUGCUUGUGUGAUACAGAUAAAAAAAUGUCAUUAUUUAUUAAUCUUAAAAGGCUGUUGAGCUUCUCUUAUGAUCAAUAUAAUAAAAUAACACUCUUUUGACUCAAUUUCCUGUACUCAGCUUUUGUUUUAUUGCAGACUGUUGCAAAUGCUAUAAAUAAAGAAUUGCAUUGCUAAAAUUCACUUAAAAAAUGCUAAAAAUUGAUAAAUUAGUAUAAAGUAUAUUUGGAAAAAAAUGUAUGCUUGAUAUUUUUUAAUUUUUUUAUGAUAGAAUGCUAUUUUUGCUUCGUACUAUGUCUUUGUUUAUGCUUAUAAAAUCUGCCUAGGUUACCUUAAUGACAUUUAACUUUUUCUUCCAUAUUUAUUUAUUAUUUUUAUUUUAGUAAAUUUAAACUGUACUGUUCAAAACAGAAGUUACGUAACUUACACCUAUUUUAUAUUGGAUGUCAUUUAAUCAUUUAUUGAACUUCAAAACCCAAACUAGUUAAGUGUUGAUUGAUGAGCAUUGAAAGUAGCUAAUGUAGUUCAUACAAAAAAUGAGUAGAAAAAUAUCGUUGAAAUUCUUUGUGCACAAUUAAAUGUUUACUUUUCAAUCCUAUGUUCUAAAAUCAAAUGUUUAUGUUAUGUUAGUAGGUUAUUUAUAUUUAUGUAAAAACACAUGUAUAUAGAUUUUGUAAAUUAUUUAUUACUCUCAUUGUUCAUGAAAUGGAAUAAGUGUGAAAUCUAAAUUCUUUUUCAGUUAUAACCUUCUUUUUCAUGUUAUAAACUAAUAAAAAUUAAAUAUAUCAUAUA
Parasteatoda tepidariorum (common house spider) is the source of this 4441-nucleotide messenger RNA. It is a transcript of the gene MICU3, whose product is annotated as Mitochondrial calcium uptake 3. NCBI's taxonomy places the organism in Eukaryota, Metazoa, Arthropoda, Arachnida, Araneae, Theridiidae. Gene Ontology annotation, biological process: calcium import into the mitochondrion; mitochondrial calcium ion homeostasis. Gene Ontology annotation, cellular component: uniplex complex. The record is from RefSeq and is a predicted model, not a curated record. Gene Ontology annotation, molecular function: calcium ion binding.